Calypte anna (Anna's hummingbird) is the source of this 7161-nucleotide messenger RNA. RefSeq names its product F-box protein 31 (gene FBXO31). Gene Ontology annotation, molecular function: protein binding. Bases 33 to 1742 code for a protein of 569 amino acids. The transcript has 10 exons. The record is from RefSeq and is a predicted model, not a curated record. Lineage: Eukaryota; Metazoa; Chordata; Aves; Apodiformes; Trochilidae.
CGGUGGCGGCGGUGGCGGGGAAGGCCGCGGCCAUGGCGGUGUGUGCCCGGCUCUGCGGGGUGGGCCCGGCCCGCGGCUGCCGGCGGCGAGGGUCGGCCCGGGAGCAUCGUCGAGGCGGGGACAGCGAGCCUGAUACCGACACCGAUCCCGAGGAGGCGGGCGGCGGCGGUGCGACGGAGGAUGAAGAAGAAGCGGCGGAGCGUAUCGAGGGUGGGCGGCCUUCCUUGCACCUCGCCGAGGCCGGCCCGGCGGGGAGGGCUCCGUUGUCUCUCCUAGAGCUGCCACCCGAGCUUCUGGUGCAGAUAUUCGGUUCGCUGCCCGGUACCGAUCUGCCUAACCUGGCCCGUGUCUGCACCACCUUCCGCCGCAUCCUCCGCACCGACACCAUCUGGCGCCGGCGCUGCCGCGAAGAAUACGGUGUCUGUGAAAACUUGAGGAAACUGGAGAUCACAGGAGUGUCCUGUCGAGAUGUCUAUGCCAAACGUAUAAACCCACGGGUGAAGUCGGGGCGUUUUAUGAAAAUCCUUCCCGACUACGAGCACAUGGAGUACAGAGAUGUUUACACCUGCCUGCUGCACCGGUACCGACACAUCCUGGGAUUAUGGCAGCCAGACAUUGGGCCCUAUGGGGGACUGCUGAACGUGGUGGUGGAUGGUUUAUUCAUCAUUGGGUGGAUGUAUUUACCUCCUCACGACCCUCACGUUGAUGAUCCGAUGAGAUUCAAACCACUCUUCAGGAUUCAUCUCAUGGAGAGGAAAUGUGCCACGGUGGAGUGUAUGUAUGGGCACAAGGGACCUCAUAAUGGCCACAUCCAGAUUGUAAAGAAGGAUGAGUUCUCCACAAAAUGCAACCAGACAGAUCACCAUCGGAUGUCGGGGGGAAGGCAGGAGGAGUUCCGGACGUGGCUCAGGGAAGAGUGGGGUAGGACUCUGGAAGACAUCUUCCAUGAACACAUGCAAGAGCUCAUCUUGAUGAAGUUCAUCUACACCAGUCAAUAUGACAACUGCUUGACGUACCGACGCAUCUACCUCCCUCCCAGCAGCCCUGACGACCUUAUCAAACCAGGACUCUUCAAAGGAACAUAUGGGAGCCAUGGGCUGGAGAUUGUCAUGUUGAGUUUUCAUGGAAAGAAAGCAAAGGGGACUAAAAUCACUGGAGAUCCAAACAUCCCAGCUGGACAGCAGACUGUGGAGAUUGACCUGGCCCAUCCUCUGCAGCUCCCUGAUGUGGAGAACCUUCGGGAUUUCAGCGAGCUCUCCCGCAUUGUCCUGGAGGUCCAGGAGCAGGUGCGUCGGGAGGAGCAGGAGGAGGAACAGAGACAAGAGGAAGAGGACUGCUCCCAGCAAGCUGCCUUCCAGCCUGCUGCAGCACCCCUGGGAGGAGAAGGUGCUCAGGGGGAAGAGACUGCAGCUGGGGCACAGGGGACAACCCAGGACAAGGCACCAGGUUCCCAGCCCUUCGUGCUGCCCAUGGGAGUCAUAUCCAGGAAUGAGGACUAUCCCCGGACCUGCCGAAUCUGUUUUUAUGGGACAGGGCUCACUGCUGGCCAUGGUUUCACCAGCCCUGAGAGAACCCCAGGUGUUUUUGUUCUCUUUGAUGAGGAUCGCUUUGGAUUCAUCUGGCUGGAUCUCAAAUCCUUCAGCCUCUACAGCAGGAUCAAAGUCUCCUUCCAGAAUGCUGAAGCACCUUCCAGGGAGGCUUUUGAUGAAAUGCUGAAGAACAUUCAGUCACUGGCUACUUGAUGGGUGAUAUGGGAUGGGACAGGGCUAGGGGUUGCAAAGGCUGCUGCACUCCCCAGCCAGAGCUGGGAUGGGGAUUCCUUGCUCUUGGUACCUCUGAUUAAAAGCAUGCACUUUGAAUAAAGCCUUUUUACCCCAAAUGUACACAUCCCAGUUAAAACAUCCAUGACUGCCCUCUCCACGCUGCCCACCCCACACUGCUCCCUGGCAGUCCUUGUUUACCCAGAUUGUAACAGCUUUGUGUAGCUGAAGGGAUCCUGCAGAGGGGGAAACAGACUUUCUUACUGCAAAAAAAAGAAAAAAUGUAUUGGAGCAAAAAUAACACAAGCUCAGAGCUGAGUGAGGAGAACACCUCACUGACUGGAUGGCACAAGCCCUCUGCUCUGACCAUUAGCAGUCUCCUGUGGAAAGAGCUCUUUUUCAUGGAAGGGACUUGUUUAAGCCUUUGCUGCUCUCAUAUGUCCUCCAGGGAGACUUGAUUUACCCUCCUGGAACAUGUGCAGUCCCUGCUGCAGGCUGGCUGGCUGCUUCCUGACAAAUUGCAUCAGCAGUGACAAAGCAUGUCCUCCUCUCCAGAAACCUUUCUUGGGAUGCAGCAUUGUCAAGAGAGGCUGAUGUGUGAUACCUGCACCUUUGGCUUAGUCAUUGGAGGGGGUGGUUUCCUCUUGAGAAAUGCAGCAAGGGGACAAUUCCCACUGGAAGUGACAGUGUGUGUAGCAUUGCCCUGGCUUCUGAAGCUUGGUGGAUGUGCUGUCCCUGGGGCUCCAGGUCUGGGUGUCACCCUGAGCACAGAGAUGAUUGUUGUUCUUUCUUAUAGGAGCUGGGUAUGGAACUGGAAAUGAAUGUAAACUGCAGAAGUUGAUGAGUUCAGAACUGGUUUUGUGCCUGAAGGGUUCAACCUCAGCUCUUUUUAAACUGAAAAUGCAAAGUAAGAAAAACUAAGGACACUGUGAAAUGGGGCCACGUGCAGCCUCCUGGCUCCUGUCUGUCACGGGCAGCAGAAGGUGCCGUGUGUCCCUGGCACUGAUGUGACCCCAGUUAUGUCUCAUUCUUGGAUCAGGUUGCCCUGUGCAGUCUGAAGGAGCAGGGAGGGAUUCUCCUAAUAUUGCUGUGGCUCGUUCUGCCACCUUUUAUGGUUGGUGCUGGCAGGUGGGAGCUGCUUCUGCACUCACAGGACCCUUCUUUUCCCUUCCUGCUCUCACUCCUUUCAUCCUAGAGGAUUGCUGCUUCCACAGAAAGCUCCUGGGCUUCAUUUCUUUUUUUGCUAGGAAGAUCUGAGCUCCACUGGGAGGUGUGGGAGCAGAUUCCCCAGAGAUUUUCCCUUGCUGGAAAAUGCAGUGCUAAUCCACAGUGUGAGUUGUGCUGAAAACCCUCUCAGCCUCUGCCUUGGUGCCCGUUUUUAAUCCUGUAUAGGAAGAGAUGAGAGGGAUCCUUGUGUGGAGGAAAAAGAACCACUUGUAAGGCAGCUUUUGGUGGCAGGCAGAGUACCUCCUUUGUUGCAGUUUCUCUCUGGCAGUGAUGAUCAACUCCAGGUUUCUCCUUUCCCUGCUCCCAGCUGGAUUAGUCUCUCACCAAACUCAGCAUCUUCUGCGGGUUUUGGUUUGGAAACGUGUGAGUGCAGGGGGUGUGUGGUGCUGGGGAGGGGUCCAGACCCCUUCUAUUAAGAAGUUUGAGUUGCUGCCUGCUUUCCCUGCCUGUAAGCAGCUUUUAUCCUCACUCUCACAAGAGCUUUUUGCCAUUUCUGGCUCUGGAGGGUUCCCUCAAGCUGUGUGAGAACCGAGCCUCCAGCAGAGGCUUUGAGCAGGAGGUCAUGUCACUCACAGGAUUAAUUCCUCUCUCUUUGGAUACAGUUUUACAAACCUCUUGGUGUAUGAAGGUGAUUUGGGGCACUUUUCUCUCUGUUUCCCACUGCUUUGUCAGUAGUGGAAAAUCUGCCUCUGUGUUAGAGGUGAGGCUCUGAAGUGCUGUUACUGUUCUGGUGAAUUAAACUCUAAAAAGCAGGUUGUUUCUGAGCAGGCUGUUAGAGCUCUUCCUGGCAGUGUCAGCAGAGGGAAGAGCUUGGAUCUCACCCCAUCACAGAGGGCUGGGAGAGGGGAAGGGUGGUAGCUCUUUAAGAGGUGAGGUGAAGCUAAAAUUGGCAUCUCAGCCUCUUGCUGCAGCUGCACUGUGUGGCUUCACCCUGCAGCCAGAGAUUUCCAGCUUGAUUAUGCAGAUUUCUGGGAUACCCAGAGGCAUCAGGAGCAUCUGGGUGGCCAGUUUUAUCUUGGAGCCUGCAGUUAGGUUGGUGCAGCCAACUUUGUAUUCUCCCUAACAGCCUAAAGCAAUGAGCAAGGUGCCCCAGGGGCAGCUGUUGUAAUCCAUUAUCUUUAAAACCAUCUCUGCCUCAGCUGCAAAUGGAUCCAUAAUUCUGGUUCUUUCCAUUUCCCCAUUCACCUGAAAAAAAAUAAAAAUCCUGAGAAGAUUUGCAUUGCUGACUUAGAUUUUGUUUUUUAAGGCAGAUUGAAAAUACUGAAGCCACUUGGCCUGAGACCUGAGUUUCUGUCUGAUGAGCACUGAUGCUGACCCUGCAUUCCUGUAACCUGCUGUGUUGUGCUGGCUGUGUGAAGGUGCUGGGGGUAGGUUCACUGCUGUCUCAUAAAAUGCUUGUAGUAGUUGUUGCCUGGAGCUUUAGAUCCCCAUGGUACCAGGAGGCUGCUGAGGAGGGCAAAGCUGUGGCAGCAGAUGGCAGGAGGGUUGUGCUCAGUGCAGGUCAGCUUUGUCACCUGGGGGAGGACCUGCUGGGCUGUUGUGCAGCUGCUUUUCUCCAGGCUGAGCAGUUCCUCUGCCUGGAGCUUGGCCCUUUUGAACCUUUUCAGGAUCUCCUUUCUGAAGCUGAGAUUUGCUUGGCUGGCUGGGGAGAGGGGCUUUGUAGGGGCUAUAAGGGACUUUUUAAAGGGCAUGGAAUGAUAAGAUGAGGGGGAAUGGUUUCAAGCUGAAAGAGGAAAGAUUUAGAUGAGAUUUUAGGAAGGAAUUCUUCCCUGUGAGGGUGCUGAGCCCCUGGCCCAGGUUUCCCAGAGAAGCUGUGGCUGCCCCAUACCUGGCAGCGUCUCAGCCCAGGUUGGAUGGGGCUUGGAGCACCCUGGGCUGGGGGAGGUGUCCCUGCCCAUGGCACUACAGAACUAGAUGAUCUUUAAGGUCCCUUCCAGCCUAAGACUGAUUCCAUGAUCUUUUUAUUUAUGGUGCACCUGAUUGGCCUCAAAAUGUCAGAAUGAGCAAGUCCUGAUUAAAGGCAAAACUGCUGAUGCUCUGUGGCUUCAUUCUGUCUGGAGCACAGGCAAUGAAAACAACAAAUUUCAUAUUAAUGCUCAUCCUCUGCUUUAUCUUCUCACCUUCUGCUCCUCAAAGCCUGGCAGGCUUCUCUGGCAUUUCAGAAGAAAAUUGCCUCUGAUUUGGCUUUGGGUGAGGAAAGCUGCUGAGAGGAUGAAUUUGGAGAGCCUGGCAGAAAUGCUCCUCUGCCUUUGUGCACGGCUACAUCAGUGCUUUCAGAAUAUUCAGAAAUUAGCAGAAUAACAGGCUGAGGAGUUGCAGCUCUGAGAGCUUUGGAAGAGGGGAAUGAGGAAAAGGAAGGCAGAUUUAGUGGCAGGAUCUGAGCCUGGCCCGUGGCUGUGAGCACAGCCCUGAUCCUGCAGUCACCUUUUUUUUUCUGUACCCUGCUCCUUUCCUACGUGUCCACCUUGUAGGGCUAUUUCUGGGAGCUGUUGACAGGGUUAAGCUCUGGUAGUGCCUUGCAGAUGGUGAUAAAUUUCUGAGGUGUCCUCAGUUGCUCUGUAGGAAAUCUUGGGGAUGCUGGGCUUCAUUUCUUGAUUCCAGAUGGGGAGAAAGUGCUGGGGAAAGUGGAAAACAACUUGUCAGGGGUAGGAAUACUCACUGGGCAGGAGCCUUAUGGAAAAACCAAACCCUUUACAACUGGGGUGUCAAGCAGCAUUGCUCCAGUAGCCACAGCAAGACCCAGGGCUUCAUUUUAACUGAGGAGCAGCAAGGAAGUGUUUGGUUUGUGUGUUCAGACUGGGUUCUGCUCCUAGCUCACACUCUCUGUGUUGUCAAAACCACAGGGGUUUGGCCAGCUGGAAAACAGAAGCAUCAAAGAGCUUCAUCCAGCCAGUUUGUUUGUUUGCCUUGGGCCUGGUUUCAUAGCUAUAAAUGUGCUGUGACUGAGUGUUGUGGUUGUAGGAGACUCACUGCAGUCCUCAUGGACUUGUCAGGCUUUAAAAAUUAUUAUUAUUUAGGAGUAAAAGGGAUGGAAAUACUUGUAACUUGUCUGUCAGCUUCCCUCUGGAGUGGGAUCAGUGUGGGACUGCCACAGCUCCUCUGGAAUGGGACAGCAGAGGUCAGGUGGAUGGCAAUGAUUUAGGAAACUUGUACUGGGGAGAAAGCAAAUUGAUGUGCUCAGAGGUGUAAGAUACCAGUUAAAAAAAAAAAACCCAAACAAAACUGCAGCUGGCUCAGUGUUUCCUUUUAAAGAAGGAUGACUUUGUAUUGCUUUUUAUCAAUUUAAAACUAGUGGAACUUAAGGAGAGCGUUGGGUGUUGUGUGGAAAAUGGGUUGUGUAACCUCAACUUUGGUAGUUUAGGACAUGGUAAUAGGGUUAACUCUGUCUUGUAGCUGGUUGCUCACUUGGCCAGGAGUUUUCUGCCCAGGAUUGCAUGCAGACAGGAACAUCCCAUCCCAGCUGGGCAGUGAGAUGUCUGAGGGGGAUGGUCAGGCAGCAGAGGGGAGGAUAAGUAACCAAACUGACUUCUGUGUGUGUGUGUGUGUGUGUGUGUGUGCUAAAUUAAACUGUACUAUUCUGGGUUUUGUUUGGAUUGCAGUCUUCUUUGAUUUGUGAGGAAAAGAGCACUCAGAUUGACUCUGCUCGUUAGCUUAAUUAAAGCAAUCUGCACUUUUUUUUCCCAUUGAUUAUUACUUCCCCUAAGCAGGUGUACCCUCUUUCCCUUGUGGAUUUUGCACUCCCCACUUGAUCAUGAGACUAAUGGAUUAAUCUGGGCAUCUCCUGCAGGCUUUGAGUGUAAAUAAAUGCUACUUACUACAAAUGAAGGUGAAACACCAGAUCCCUGCUUCAUGCAGAGGGUGAGCUUUGCUUUCCAAAAUGCCAUUUGGUACCAAGGUUUCAUGCCACAACCCUCCACGUGGACCAUGCUAACUGUAAUUUAAACACCUCACCUGCCUGGGCUGCUCCUCUGUCUUGAGGGAUGGGGUUUUAUCUGUCCAGUUUUGGUGGUGGGUGUGGAGAAGCCAGAGGGGACUUUGCAACACUUGGCCUACUUCAUCCCUGGUAUCAGAAAGCUGAGCAAAAUGUGUGUGUUAACUUUUACACCUGAUCAUUGUUACCCAAGGAGCCUUUUCCAGUUUCAAAUAAUAAAAUGGAAAGUUUUGUGAACUUAAA